AUGUCUAUGCCUAAUCUAGCCUUUGCCCAUAGUACUAGGGAUGUUGUAUAUAACGGCAAGCUAUAUCCCGAGCCCGUCAACAGCGUUAGAGAUGUGUUGCUACAAGCUCCACAGACGAGAGAGAGACGGAGCCUAGACUUCUCCAACACGCUAUCGGACUUCGCCGAAGCACUAAAGCGUCUAUACGAACUCCAGCAACUCACCUCGUACUGGAAGGACAUACACGAUCGUCUCUAUAACGAUUAUAGGAAAGCCAUGGUUAAUAAUUCCCAGAUGAGUAUGGAGAUUAGGAAGCGGGAUGAUAUGAUCGUCCAAUUGCAGGCAGAAAUCCGGGAGCUACAGGCGGCGGCGGCGCCAACCCCCAUCACGGUAGCCCAGCAAGGGGAAGGGGAAUUUGCCAGUCCCCCCUCCGCAUUUCUAUCGCAUUGGAUCAGCUCUCGCAGCGAGCCAGUCGACCAACAAGAAGAAACAGACUUGGAUGACUUAAGCUUAGCUACGAUGUAG
Messenger RNA from Chaetomium strumarium, 504 nucleotides. RefSeq lists its product as uncharacterized. Lineage: Eukaryota; Fungi; Ascomycota; Sordariomycetes; Sordariales; Chaetomiaceae. Bases 1 to 504 code for a protein of 167 amino acids. The record is from RefSeq and is a predicted model, not a curated record. The transcript is spliced from 3 exons.